GGAUUCCAUAGAGACGGGCAAGCAUAUUUUUUGUUGUUGACAGAUAGCUAACAAGCUACACCUCAUAGAAGAAGCUAACCAAUCUAACACCCAAGAUAAGGAUCCAGAAGACUUCCUUGUGUGAUUGAGUGCCACAACACGAACAAACGAUGUCCUUUAGAGACUUACGAAAUUUCACAGAAAUGAUGCGGGCUCUGGGCUAUCCUCGAUUGAUAUCCAUGGAGAACUUCAGGACCCCCAACUUUACCCUGGUGGCAGAAAUUCUCAUUUGGCUUGUGAAAAGAUAUGAACCGCAAAUGGACAUACCGAGUGACGUGGACACGGAGACAGACAGGAUUUUCUUCAUAAAGGCAGUGGCCCAAUUUAUGGCAACAAAGGCUCACAUCAAGGUGAACACAAAGCGUCUGUACCAGGCUGAUGGCUACGCUGUGAAAGAGAUGUUGAAGAUCACCUCAGUACUGUACAGUGCCAUGAAGACCAAGGAGAUGGCCUCAGGGGACAGAUUGGAGGAGGACAAUAGCAAAUUCAAGUUUGACUUGGGUUCCAAGAUUGCAGACCUGAAGGCAGCGAGACAGCUGGCCUCGGAGAUCACGUCUAAAGGAGCGUCGCUUUACGACCUGCUGGGGAAGGAGGUGGACCUGAGGGAGAUGAGAACUGCUGCCAUCUCCAGACCCUUGGAGAUCAAUGAGACAGAGAAGGCCCUCAGAGCAGCCAUCAAGGAAGUUUUGGAAAGCGUGGAUAAAACCAAAGACAUGCUGAACAACGUGUCCUCAGAUGAGACCAGCCUGGAAUCCAAAAUGGAGAAGAAGAAACAGGAGCUGGAGAGGAAUCAGAAGAGACUCCAGACUCUACAGAGUGUACGGCCAGCAUUCAUGGAUGAGUAUGAAAAGAUUGAGGAGGACCUGCAGAAGCAGUACGAGACCUACGUGGAGAAGUUCCGUAACCUGAGCUUCCUGGAGCAGCAGCUGGAGGACUACCAUAGACUGGAGCAGGAUAGGUUUGAGGAGACUGAGAACACCCUUAGGAUGAUGCAGCACAAACUGAGGGAGGAGGAGAGGAGGCUGAUGAGGAGUGGAGCCAAAGACGAGGACUCCGAUAUGGACAUCCCUGAGGACGAGGGUUCAGACAGUGAUAUCGAGGAUCGCAGACCCUCUAAACCCCGUCCGACCAGAAAUGGCCCUAUGACAGGGAGAGGCGGAGCGCGGCUCGUCGGCAACAUGCAGGGUGGAGACAGCGAGGAGACAGAGGACAGCGAAAUAGACGUGGACGAGGAUGAUGAUGACGAUGAGGAAGGUGAGGAGGAGAAUGAGGACCUGGAGGACGACAACGACAGUCUAGAUGUCCCGGCGCCCAAGCCAUCCCGUCCCUCCAGGGGACCCUUGAGGCCCCAGCUAUUAGAGGAAAGCGAUAACGACUUUUAAGCUGACACACACACACACACACAUCCACCCACACUGUAUCACAGCUCGUGAGCACUGAGGACAAACAAAACACUUUAUUCCAUAUAACCUAAUAAUGUAAUCAUAUAAUAAACACUCUGUCCCAUCUGAGCUUCCUGAUUGUGAGUGUUAUCUAGCUCCGCGGUCCACCACUCAGUAGUAAAUGACUGAAUCAUCUUAACAGCAUGAGUGCCAGUAGAGCCAGGUAGGAGGAGAGCUAGCUACAGUAGCACUCCUCAGUUCUCCUCACACGGGGCCGUAACGUUGGAGACUUCCUGCUGGCCAGCAGCCGGAGCCACAGCCACUCAUUUUGACAAAUCACCUUCACUCUGCUGAUUCGGCCCUUUUCACUCUGUCCUCUGCCCCAUGUGGGUGGAAUAGGGUUGGACAGCCCUGACCUAGAGCCUGACGUGCCACGUUUCCAGCAUAUACUAGCACAAAUUACAGUCCUGUUGAAUAUUAAAGCCUGGAUUCAAUCCGAUCAGUGAAAAGAAGACCAGGUCAAUUUGGUCAACAAAAGUGUUUGUUUAUCAUUUUGAUACAUGAGGCUUAUUUGUAUUUGAAUUGACGUGUCAUAAUGGUUAGGUUAUUACGACUGCACUGACAUGAGUGGAUGCAUGUGGCAUUUUGGCAACAAACAAAAAAACUUUAUAUCAGAGUGGUGCCCGGUGGACACGCGUAUCUGCACUCUCAUUGGCUAGAAUGGUCCCACCUGGUCAAAGCCUCCUCCCACCUGCCUUCUAUCAAAGACAGUACAGUGCUUCCAUUUCCAUCUUUGAGGGCAGGUAUUUCCAUUGUUGGUCUCUAUGAACGUGGAAACAUUGCCUUUAAAAGGUCCAUAGCUGACAAAGCAAGAUUGGAUUGAAUUCCGGCCUUACGAUUCAGAUUGAAAUCCGCAUAGUAUUGUUUUGGCGGGGUCGGGAACUGCGAGCUAUCAAAUCCACAAGAGGCUCAUUGCGUUACCUUAUCACAGACACUGCCAUUAGAUGCAACGAAAACACACGUCUACACCUGACUAUAAAUCGACAAAUCCCAUGCACCCAUACAACUUCAAACACAGAAUUAGACUGAUCGGCUUAAAUCCCCUCCCCAUCCAAAUUAACAUGGACAUUUAUAUCAGCCCAACAUCAAUGGUUUGACAUUUGAGUCAUUAUUUCUAACAUGGAUAGAAGAUACACUUUCUAGUGCUGUUUUGAACUUCAAACAUAGAAGGGAUCACAAGGGAGUGGGUUUGUGACACGUGGGCUACCGCUCGCCGACGUGUCAGCUCAUAACGCAGUUACACCUCCAACGCCAUCAAAACAUCUGCUAUGCAGCUUAACGCUCAAUCUAAUUGAAUCCGGGCCUUCAUCUUUUCAUGAAAUACUAAAGCUUGCUGUAGUAUAAAAUAUAGAUGUUCAUAUAUCCCAUUGUGCCUGCAAUAGAACCUAUCUUCUGGGGGUUGUGAUCAGCACUCUGAGCUUUCUCUCAAUAUCAAUUCAAGUACAGUACUAUAUACCGGAGGCUAAAUAUAUGUGACUUCCUGUAUCUCGUGAGGUCUUUACCAGCUGGGUCACUGCACACUACAGUACUGUAUCUUCCAGUAUGUAUGGUGCACACAUCGUACAUCCUCUAUAAACUGUAUAUGUCAUGUCACACACAUUUUCAAUUCAUAUAAAGGCCAUGUAUAUGUAGCUGCUUUAAGACAUGUUUAUUAGGAAAAUAAAUGUACAUAAAUA
Molecule: messenger RNA, 3157 nt
Organism: Oncorhynchus masou masou (cherry salmon)
Lineage: Eukaryota; Metazoa; Chordata; Actinopteri; Salmoniformes; Salmonidae
Gene: ift38
Product: clusterin associated protein 1
Exons: 13
Coding region: 150-1421 (423 amino acids)
Biological process (GO): cilium assembly
Cellular component (GO): centrosome; intraciliary transport particle B; cilium
Source: RefSeq, a predicted model, not a curated record